Messenger RNA from Boeremia exigua, 2319 nucleotides. RefSeq lists its product as uncharacterized. The record is from RefSeq and is a predicted model, not a curated record. Lineage: Eukaryota; Fungi; Ascomycota; Dothideomycetes; Pleosporales; Didymellaceae. Bases 1 to 2319 code for a protein of 772 amino acids. The transcript is spliced from 3 exons.
AUGUCUGCACCUCAUCCCCAGAACAGCCACCCCCGCCGCCGUCCUUUUAAGGGCAACGUCUCUCCUCUUAGCACCCAUGGCAUGCAUCUUCGCAAGUCCGGUACCUUCUCGUCACCCAAGUCGUUGAGCAACGACAUCUGUGGCCUAGAGAACCAACCGUUCAUGCCCAGGAGAUCACCGACAAGCACUGAGAGUCUCGAAGCCCUCCUUCAAGACCAUCACCCUAGUGUCAGCCGUGUUGCCAACCUGCUCAAGGACUUUGACCAGAAGCUCGCAGGUCACAAGGCUGCAUCUGUAUCCGGUGCAAACAUCCUCAACGAUCCUGAGGUGCUUCCUGUACCCAGCUUCAUGCUUGACAGCACCACUCUGGAUGACAUGCCUAUGGACAUUGACUCUAAGCCCAUAGCAGUUGAGCAUAACCCCCACGAGCACGCUUCAGACAGUGGUCUGGGUUCCAGCGUCGGCUCCAAGUACAGUAAGGACUCAAUGCAACUACUCAUCUUGGACGCCCCACAAUCUAACAUACAUAAAGGCGACGCUCGCACCACCAGUGCCCGCGAAUCCAUCCACUCUUCCGUCACCACCCACUCUGCUGUCACUCGCUCGUUCUCGGCAUUGGGCGUAUCAGAAGAGAAGCACACUCUCGGCGAGUACGCUUGCAAACAAAUACACGACUCGAUCGUCAAACCCAUCCUCGCUGAGGAGUCGCUGAAGGACUUUCACUCUCUGAUCCAAGACGUACCUCGUCGCAUAGGUGAGAAGAGUAUUUGCAACCUCCGUGAUCUUGAAAAGACCCUGGUCUUCCUGGCUCCUGAGUUUUCGGCAACACCGGCAUCUUACCUUCGAUUCUGCGAACGAUCAAUUCAACUGCUUCACACAACUGUCGAGUACCUUUCGGAACGCGACCAGCGACUACCAACCGACCGCCCGUACACUAACAACUACUUUCUCGACUUGAUCGAACAGAUCCGAAGAUACGCUGCAAUCAUGGCUGCCACCAGACAAAAAGAAGCCCAAGGAGAGCACCUGGACGAUAUGGACUACUCCCGUGAUGAGAAGAUCACCCUUCGUGGUGGCCUCAGCCACAACGGCCGCCCAGUCGAGCUCGUUCGUGAGAAAGAUGGCAAGGUCAUCUCCCUUGCGAACGGCCCGGAACACGUUUACAAGAAGCGUGCUCUUUCAGAAGAAGAUAUCGACGACGAUGACGCCAUGCGCUCUAUGGCUCGUCGUAGGAAGUCUGACAAGCCCGGCGAUGUCCUGCACAUGUGCCGUGACUGCAAGAAAGAGUUCAAGCGCCCUUGUGACCUGACCAAGCAUGAGAAGACUCACUCUCGCCCAUGGAAGUGCUCCGAAGAGAAGUGCAAGUAUUUUGAUCUUGGAUGGCCUACUGAGAAGGAGCGCGACAGGCACGUCAACGACAAGCACUCUGCUGCGCCGGCGCAGUACAAGUGUCUCUACCCUCCGUGCACAUACGCCUCCAAGCGUGAGUCGAAUUGCAAGCAGCACAUGGAGAAAGCUCACGGUUGGGAAUACGUUCGAUCCAAGAGUAACGGCCGUAAGAAGAGCCACGCGGUCAGCAACAGCCCCGCCACUCCCCUCACACCGUUCCUCGGUACACCACAAUCUGCUGCUCUCACCACACCCAUCACACCUUUCAUGGCUUCUCCCUCGGUGCCACUGAUGAAUGACUUUGAUCCAUACGGCUUCAACACUCCAGCGAUGAGCCUCCACAACUUCCAAGAUGAUUUCCGCCGAGACUCAAUUGCUACUGACGGCACGCAUCUUACCUUCUCUUCCGGCAACUCGCCGGUCGAACCAAACUCUUUUAUGGAAGCUGCCGUGACUCCAGCUGAUGUUACCAUCGACCACACUGCUUCUUUAUUCCCAGAGUGCUCGAACUUCAACAUGGGCUUCCAGCAGCACACACCUGCUCUCAGCACAGACUUCAAUUUCAGUGAACCCAUGUUCACAAUGGCUUCCAACCAGACGCUGGGUCUUCCUCAGUUGUCACCCAUGGCACGGCCCGAUCUCACUCUCUUCUCUCCUCAGAUGCAGAUGGAUGAGGGCUUUGGAGACGCCAUGGACACUAUGGACAUGCAGGCCUUCAGUCGCCCUACGGAGGACUUCACUCUGUUCGAUUCUGCGCCAGCCAGCAACUUGUUAAUGAGCAACACUGCCAACUUCUUCCCCGACUUCAACCAGCUUGGGGGUCAGUUUGACAGCGGAGCUCAGCCUUACAACAACACCUUCUACAACUCCACUACCUUGGACACUACAUUGGAUGAGAUGCUUGGUCUCAGCUCGAGCAACCAGCAGUAG